AUGAUAAGCAGAGAAGCUAUCAGUCCUGCACUGGCUCCUAAGGAUGGUAAUUGGGGUUUUGAUAUCGCAGAGCGUGAAGCAAUUCUCCCAGCUGGAACAGUGGAUAAGAAUGCAAAAAAGAUGUAUAAAGAGCACCAGUUGCGCAAAUGGGAAGGGCCAGUUUUGGGUGCAAGAGCUAGAUAUGAGCAAGUGAUUAAGGACCUUGCAGAUAAUUAUCAUACCGAGAACUUGCUGCUUGUCACACAUGGGGAAGGAGUUGGAGUGGCUCUUGCUGCUUUCUUAAAGAAUGCCAUAGUAUAUGAAGUAGACUAUUGCGCAUAUGUAGAGCUUAAACGACCCAUUUUCAAGGAAGAUCAAUCUUUUACUGCUGGAGGGUUUGAAGUGCUUACUCGUUCUGGUCAAACCGGCAUUGGUUAUAUCCACCCGAGUGCUUAAACCAUUGAAGCCAGCAAAACAUGAUAGUUAGGAAGCAUAGAUUGGGACUGGAACCACACUUCAUGUCUGCGGAUAAAAUCUUCCUCAUAGUCAGACGAGGAAUUCAAAAUAUCGAAGGAGGAGGCAUUUCCCCAGUUUGUUCACAGUGAGUUAAGCAUAAACUUUGUUGAUUGAUCCCUGCGUUGUUGCAAAUGUGUAAUUUGUCUAUUCUGUGCUGCUGUAAGCCGAAAUAGGAUUACCCCUCCUUGGAUUUGUAUUUGUAUUUUUUCUACCAGAUAAGGUUUUGCAGAACUAACUCCAGACUUGAAUGCCAUCAUGCUUGAGGAAACCCAUUGGAACAAGACUUUUUACUCAA
This is a messenger RNA of Neltuma alba, 790 nucleotides long. RefSeq lists its product as uncharacterized. The coding region runs from base 1 to 435 and encodes 144 amino acids. The record is from RefSeq and is a predicted model, not a curated record. Lineage: Eukaryota; Viridiplantae; Streptophyta; Magnoliopsida; Fabales; Fabaceae. The transcript is spliced from 3 exons.